Molecule: messenger RNA, 1255 nt
Organism: Cydia splendana
Lineage: Eukaryota; Metazoa; Arthropoda; Insecta; Lepidoptera; Tortricidae
Gene: Syx5
Product: syntaxin-5
Exons: 3
Coding region: 143-1246 (367 amino acids)
Biological process (GO): vesicle fusion; endoplasmic reticulum to Golgi vesicle-mediated transport; intracellular protein transport
Cellular component (GO): SNARE complex; endomembrane system; Golgi membrane
Molecular function (GO): SNAP receptor activity; SNARE binding
Source: RefSeq, a predicted model, not a curated record
CGUGCCGUGCUGUCGUGGAAAUGUCAUGUUUUGUGAUUUCAACAUAGUGAGUUCCUGGUUAAUUUACAAAUUAGGUAGUUUUCUAUUAAAUCCGCAAAAAUUAACGAUUUGUAGGAUUGUAAGGACUUGGAAAUAGAAUGCGAUGCUUCCUCGGCGUCGUAAUGUAGGAGGAGUGUCAGUGACUACCUCCGAUGAGACACCACUACUGGAGAAUGAAUUAAAUUCUUACAGUAAAUUUGAUAAGAAGGGAUCUAAAUAUCUGCAGACAGAGAAACAGGGAUCCUUUCCGUUCAUUGCUUCAAAACAAGGAAGUGGAUUUGAAGAACCAGACUUUGUUUUCGACUUUCUCGAAGAGCCUAUAUUUGAACCAGUCAUGGCUGCAAGAGACAGGACCAACGAGUUCGCCUCAACCGUGCGGAGUCUCCAAGGCCGAACCCUAGCCAGGCCCGUCGUUCGUGAUGAACGCAAAGCUGCAGUACUAGAGACCUAUUCACAAUUCAUGGCAAUGGCUAAAGUUAUUAGUAAAAACAUUACAGGAACAUAUGCUAAACUUGAAAAAUUAGCUUUGUUGGCCAAGAAAAAGUCCUUGUUUGAUGAUCGUGCUACAGAAAUUCAGGAGUUGACAUAUAUGAUCAAGGGAGACUUGAGCGCACUUAAUCAGCAGAUAGCCCGGCUUGGUGAAAUGCCCCGCGGCCGCCGCAGUAUGCACAACCAUUCUUCCAGUGUGGUCCUAGCUCUGCAAUCACGACUAGCUUCCAUGAGCAACCAAUUUAAGCAGGUUCUUGAAGUGAGGUCAGAAAAUUUAAAACACCAAAACAAUAGAAGAGAACAGUUCUCAAGGGUGGGCCCUGUUGUCAAAGAAGUCCCCUCUUUUCUACAGCAACAGGAUGAGGUCAGCAUAGACCUGGGAGAAACUUCAGGUCUCCAAAUGCAGACCCAGCAGUUAGCAAUAAGAGAUGACACUGAUACCUAUGUGCAGCAAAGAGCAGAGACUAUGCAUAAUAUCGAAAGUACAAUAGUGGAACUGGGUGGCAUAUUCCAGCAACUAGCUCACAUGGUAAAGGAGCAAGAUGAGGCCAUUGGGAGAAUUGAUGCCAACAUACAAGAAGCCGAGAUGAAUGUAGAAGCAGGUCACAGAGAAAUAAUGAAAUAUUUCCAAAAUAUUACUGGCAACAGAGCAUUAAUGUUUAAAAUAUUUGGAGUUCUCAUAUUCUUCUUUAUUUUCUUUGUUGUUGUUAUGGCUUAAAUUUUAUCA